This is a messenger RNA of Suillus fuscotomentosus, 1489 nucleotides long. Its product is annotated as interferon-inducible GTPase-domain-containing protein. Gene Ontology annotation, molecular function: GTP binding. The transcript is spliced from 2 exons. The record is from RefSeq and is a predicted model, not a curated record. The coding region runs from base 93 to 1439 and encodes 448 amino acids. NCBI's taxonomy places the organism in Eukaryota, Fungi, Basidiomycota, Agaricomycetes, Boletales, Suillaceae. Gene Ontology annotation, cellular component: membrane.
CCGGCACGAGUCAUCCACCAGCCUUUCAAGGUAGCCCAUCGAAUCAUUCGGACAUUGUUCUCAUCUCUUGCAGUGAUCGCUCACUAUUGAUAAUGGCAUGGCUCGUACCUGUAGGGAUCUGGGCAGUAUCAGAGUUGUUCGGUUUCGGUCGCGGUGACAGCGCUCCCAAUCCAACUUAUGCUGAAAUCGAAGCCCGCCGGUGGGCUGAGAGAGAGCGGGAUAGGGCCAUUCGGGACCUUGACAGUAUGAGGGUGGAGGUGGCGCAGCUCACGCAAUCAAUGCAAUCAAUGCAAAGUAGGACACUUCGGUUCCAGCAAGAGGCCAUAUCGGCUGCGGCAGCCGCGCAGCAGAAAAAUCAGGAGCAAAUGAGGGCUAUGUUUGACGCCGUGAGAGCUGCAGAUGCGGCCCAUUUCGCUGCAGAAAGCGCUGCACGGGUUGCAACAGAGGAGUUCAAGAAGAAGGCCCAAGAAGCUGAUGCGGAGAGGCAGCGCACCCAAGCUGCUUUCGAAAAAGCUCAGAGAGCGGCGGAAACUUCUAAGCUAGACGCCGAACGUCUUCAGAGAGCAGCCGAAGAAGAAAAGAAGAAAGCCGCGGAAGCCGUCGCAGAAUCAGAGGCGGUAAGAAAGGUAGCUGAGAACAAUGUUCGCGAAGCUGCAGCUGCCAAGGAAGACGCUGAAAAGCGGCUUAGAGACGGCAUCCAGCCUGUAUUAACGCCUACUCCUCAAGAAAUUCUCGCUGCCCAAGCAAAAAUUCAGUAUCAGGAGAAUUUAUUCCAUUUCGCUGUUGCUGGGAGGGCCGGUGGAGGGAAGUCAUCACUCGUAAACGCAUUCCGCGGUAUGAGUAACCGCGCAGUUGGUUCCGCUCGGACAGGGGUCAUAGAGACCACCUUGACGAUGGGAAGGUAUUCAGACCCUGACGAGCGGUGUCAACAUGUCUGGUACGAUCUUCCUGGAGCAGGGACAAUUAGGAUCCCGGAUUGGCAAUAUUUCAACGCGCAAGGACUCUACGUCUUUGAUUGCAUUGUCGUCUUGUUCGACAAUCGGUUCACCCAGACCGACAUCGCUAUUCUCCGCAAUUGCAGGCGCUUCAAAAUCCCCACUUACAUCGUUCGUUCAAAAGCGGACCAACAUAUUUCAAAUAUCGUAAGGGAGAUGGGAUACGAGAGCGAUGAUGAAAACGCCGAUCGGUCGCAACAGGCAACCUUGUACUUGGCUGCGAGAGAGCAACUCGUCAACGAAACUCGCCACAAUGUGAAGGCAAAUCUUGCGGAGGCGAAUCUACCUGAUCAAAAGGUUUAUAUCGUCUCUAGUAGCUGUCUACGAGCUGUGGCCAAAGGCAAUCAGCCUUCAAAGGUCAUCGACGAAAUCCAACUGCUAAAUGAUCUAUAUACGGAAGCACAAGCUAGGCGAGUUCGUCAGUCAGGAGGGGUUUCCGCCUGAGGAACUAGUCCAGAGGAAGUAAUCGGUUUGCUUUGAAAGUUUCGUGUUUC